UUAUGCACACUAUUAUCAAGGCGUAAUGGGCGGGGCCCGUGAAAUUUCAGACAGGAUUUUCUCCCAUGCACGUCCAGGUGAUCUUAUACAAUUAGAGUUGAUAGGACCUCAGUUGCAGAAUAAUGUUUCAGUCAUUUUAAGGGACAAUCGUGAUUUGAGUGAAUUUGAAAAUUUAUUUCUCAGGGCGGUACAGUCAAACUGGUCAGUAAUGUGCGAGGGCUCGCUCGAGCUUGUAGCUCAGAUCGUUAGACCCCCAGCCGGUAGUGGUAAGAGGAUGCUUAAACACAUCCUUGACAAUGAAAUUGUCAGAAAGAAAAGGCGCUUUUUAUAUAUUGUUCAUAACCCCGCAAAUAAGUUAUGUUUUGCUAUAAGUCUUGCCCACCUUCUGUACCCCUAUUUUAACGAUCAACAAGCAGAGGUUUUCGGUAGAGAAAUUCAGCAAAAAGCUGGUUUAAAUGAUCAAACGCCUGUUGGUUUUAAUCAAAUAAUUACAUUUGAAAGGUUACUCGGAUGUAAAAUUAUAGUAUUUUACCGUAACGAACACGAUCGCAGCCUUUGUAAAUUUGAAACUAGUACACCAAAUACAGAAAGACCCCUUUGUUUAUUUUUAUUUGAUAAUCAUUACUACGCUAUCAAAAAUCUAAAAGGAUUUAUAGGAACACACUAUCUCUGUAAUCAUUGUUACAUGGGGUACAACCACGUGUUAGCCCACUUUUGUCCUGCUCGCUGUUCAGUCUGCAUGCAGCCUCGGUGCAGCGAACUCUCCCUCUCUCCUAUUCAGUGUCGCGAUUGUAAUCGCACCUGUCGUUCUUCCUAUUGUUUCGAGAGCCAUAAAAAACUCCUGCAGAGGCGUGAAAGACUCGCCAGCAACUGUCAGCUCUAUAAAAAAUGUGUCAAGUGUUCCAGACUUUAUUAUUUAGCAGCAAACGAAAAACCUCACAAAUGUCAAAACAGGAAAUGCCCAAUCUGUCACCAGGAAAUCUCCACUGAUCAGCAAACGCAUCAGUGCUACAUGCAGGUUUUAGAACGCGAGACAAAACACAACAACAAGUUGAUUUUUUACGAUUUUGAAACGUUUGUAAAUGAAACCGGUGAGCACACUCCUUUUCUGGUUUGUACGAAAACUUUAGACGGUAAAUCCUGGAACUGUGUUGGGGAGGACUGUGCAGAAAAGUUUCUCGCUCAUUUUAGACGUCCACUCUUUAAGGGCUGUAUUUUUAUCGCCCAUAAUGCAAAAGGUUUUGACGGGUACCUUAUUUUAUCCCGAAUGGCUAAACAAGGCUUAAAACCACAUUUAAUUAUGCAAGGGUCCAAACUCAUCAGCUUUACAGACCCAGACUUUAAUCAAAGAUACAUGGACUCCAGCUGCUUUCUCCCUAUGCCCCUGUCAGGUAUCCCAAAAGCAAUGGGAUUUUCAGACAGCGUAAAGGGUUUCUUUCCUCACCCUUUCAGUUCCAGAGAAACUCUAAAAUAUGUAGGCCCCUACCCUCCACCCUCAGCUUACAGCAUAGAGAGAAUGACAACAAAAGGCAGGGAUGAUUUUUACAAAUGGUAUGAUUCAGUCAGCUCUGGUACCUUCAAUUUCAUGAAAGAGGCCCUGUCAUACUGCGAAAACGAUGUUGAAAUUCUAGCUGAGGGCUGCAAAUUGUUUAGAAACGGGUUUAUUGAGGAAACAGGAGUAGAUCCUUUCAGCCGCAACACGCUUGCAAGUGCCUGCCUGAAAACUUUUUUAACAAACUUCAUGCCAGCCAAUUCUUUAGCAAUACCAUGUCCCUUAAAUUACCGUAAUCAGGUCAAAUCAUUUUCCUCUGCCUCAAUUCAAUGGCUAGAAUAUCUCUCGUACACGCAAGGUGUUUUUAUCAGACAUGCGCUAAAUCAAGGAGAAAAAAAGCUGGGUAGUUAUUAUUUAGAUGGAUAUGCCCUAAUUAAUGAUAAACCAUAUGUCUGGGAAUUUCUGGGUUGUUACUUUCAUGGGUGUGUUAAGUGUUUUUCAAAUCAGGCCGACAUUAAUCCCUUGUUAGACCUAACUUUUGCAGAGCUAAACAGCCGCACUGAAGAAAAACUGGCUAAAUUGAGAACUGAACAUAACAUGUGUCUUGUUACAAUCUGGGAGCACGAGUGGACCGAGUUGAAACGUACUGAUGUGAGUGUAAUCAACUUCCUCAAACAUUACGAACCGCCAGAACCUUUGAACCACCGCCAUGCCCUCUUUGGAGGGCGUACAAGCCCUGCACAGCUGCACUGCAGUGCAGGCCCUGGGGAGAGAAUCGGUUAUGUGGAUGUUACCUCGCUGUAUCCGUUUGUAAAUAGCACCUGUAGUUACCCCUUAGGACAUCCUCAAAUAAUCUUUCGAAAUUUUCAGCACCCUAAAAACUACUUUGGGUUUAUCAAAGCGGUUGUAUACCCACCCAGAGCACUCUAUUUUCCAGUUUUACCUUUUAAAACUAAGUCAGGAAAGCUUCUCUUUACCCUCUGCCGCACCUGUGCUGAAAUGAACAACCAACAGGGGGCGUGUAACCAUAGCAACGAGGAGAGAGCCCUGAAAGGGGUUUGGACCACUGUAGAAUUUAAUCUUGCAUUAGAAAAGGGCUAUCAAAUAAGUAGAAUCACCGAGGUGUGGCACUUUGAGAAACAGAGUAACACAAUAUUCACAGACUAUGUACAUCAUUUCCUGCGCAAAAAACAAGAAGCUUCAGGCUAUCCAUCAGAUGUUGUAACUGAGGAGGAUAAACAGCUUUACAUUAAAGACUACCAGGCUAAGCAAGGCAUCACUUUAGACCCUGAAAACAUAAAACUAAACCCAGCUAAAAGACAAAUGGCCAAACUGUGUUUAAACUCUUUUUGGGGAAAAUUUGGUCAGAGAAAUAAUCUCACACAGAGCAAACUGGUGAGUGACCCCGAGGAAUUCUUUAAUCUGAUGUUUUCUCCAAAAUACAAAGUGACCUAUUUCUCUUUCGUCAGUGACGAUGUAGCGCUUAUUCAAUGGUGUUAUGGCGAUCUAUGUACCCCAUUGCCAAACUCCACAGAUAACAUCUUCAUUGCGGCCUUCACUACUUCAUAUGGGCGUAUGAAACUCUACAGUUAUUUGGAUCAGUUGCAGGAGAGAGCAAUUUACUACGAUACUGACAGUGUUGUUUAUCUCACCAAACAAAAUCAAUCUCAACUAGAAUUAGGUAGAUAUUUGGGUGACCUCACUAAUGAACUAGAGCAGGAUGAUUUCAUUACAGAGUUUGUUGCAGCUGGACCCAAAAGCUAUGGCUAUAUGACCAAAAAAGGUAAAGUUGUCUUGAAAGCAAAAGGGAUCACACAAACACACGACGUCUGCGAAAGGGUCAACUUUGAAUCUGUGAAAAACCUGGUUGACAAUUACAUUGAUAACAGUGAAGGAGGGCCUACACUUGAGGCACCACAGCACACUAUCCUUCGUAAUAAAGCGGGAUUUGCACUGAAAAAUUCAUCAUUCCCCAAAAAAUUCCGGGUUGUUUAUGACAAGCGUAGAUUGCUGCCAGGAGGUCUGACUUUGCCCUUUGGUUAUUGAUUAUUCUUUUGUUUUUUGUUUUGUUUUUUGUUUUUUGUUUGUUUGUUUUUUUUAAAAAAUGUUUCAACCUGCUUUAAUGGAGUUUGAUCCCAGACUUCAUGUGCCAUUUUCCUGUAUGGUUGUUGGGCCAAGUGGUUCGGGAAAGACAUUUUUUGUGAAAUCUGUAUUGGAAAACUGUGUACAUGUUUUGAACAAGCUUAUUGACAAUGUUGUGUGGGUUUAUACAUCCUUUCAGCCUCUGUAUUCUGAGCUUCAAGAGAAAAAUAAAAGCAUUAAAUUCAUUGAAGGUCUGCCUGAAUCUUUUGAAGAUGAGAGCUUGUUUCCCUCACACCAAAGUCAUCUCAUUGUACUGGAUGAUGUUAUUUUUCAAGCAGCUAAUCAUCCAGAAGUAGUUAAGAUUUUCACGCAAUACAGGCAUCAUAAAGAUAUGAGCGUAAUGUUUUUGACACAAAAUGUGUUUUUACAAGGCAAACACAGCAGGACGAUCAGUCUGAACAGUACUUAUAUGGUGUUAUUUAAAAACCCUCGUGAUAAAUUACAAGUUAAUACACUAGCUAGACAAAUAUGCCCAGGACGUGUGCAUUUCUUUUUGGAGAGUUUUGAAGAAGCCACGAGAGAGCCACACGGAUAUUUAUUGAUAGAUUUAACCCCAACCUGUCCAGAGCAACUAAGACUGAGAACAGGGAUACUACCCUCAGAACAGCUGUGUGUUUUCUUACCCAAGAAAAAAUAACAGAAACAAUGUCUGUAAGAUUGAGAAGAAACUUUGCUUUGCUGAAAACACUAACCAGAAGCUCGCCUAAAAUUCGUAAGGUUAUUUUACAAGAAUGCCCACCUGAUUUAAUUCAGGCUAUUUGUGAGAUUUGUAUGAAUCUCUUAAAAGGAAAUAUUCCAAUCACACAAUGCCAGCAUCAUAAGCUGAAACGAUAUAAGGAGAAGAUCAGACAAAUGGCAUGCCGAAAGGCUGGAGUUAGGAAGAAGAAAAAAUUAUUGAAUCAAAAAGGAGGUUUUCUUUUACCGCUCCUCACAACAGUUUUACCCAUGGUAGCUGAUUUAGCUAUAGGCGCGAUCCGUAAAUAACAAUGCAGAAAA
This is a messenger RNA of Oreochromis niloticus (Nile tilapia), 4630 nucleotides long. RefSeq lists its product as uncharacterized. The record is from RefSeq and is a predicted model, not a curated record. Gene Ontology annotation, molecular function: nucleotide binding; DNA binding; DNA-directed DNA polymerase activity. Lineage: Eukaryota; Metazoa; Chordata; Actinopteri; Cichliformes; Cichlidae. Gene Ontology annotation, biological process: DNA replication. Bases 26 to 3538 code for a protein of 1170 amino acids. The transcript is spliced from 2 exons.